AUGAAGUGGAUUGUUCUCUCCUUUGCUGCUGUCGCAUGCGCGCUGCAGACGUUACCCCCAGUACACCUUGAGCCUGUCUCUGGCAAGGGCUUUUCUCUAGACUCAGCCAACCGAACCAUCUACCUCGAAGCUGACUUCGCACCACUGAGAGACCAGAAUGGUCUGACCUUGAUCCCUCCCUCGGCCCUCGAGUUCGCAAAUACUUUCCGUGACGACCUGCAGGAGCUUACGAAUAGCUCCUGGGACCUCCAAACCGUUACCCGAUUUCCCAACGCGUCAGGCGUGUUUUUGAGUCGCGCAUCGCGUUCCGACCGCUUCAAAUAUGAGAACGGUGGCAAGACUGAGGAGGGAUACGAGUUGGAGGUACAGGAUGGCAGUGUGUUCAUUCGAGGAUCCGGUGCGCGCGGCAUGUGGUGGGGAACGCGGACGCUUCUUCAGCAACUUGUCCUGACACGCUCAUCUAUCCCAGCUGGUCACGUUGAGGAUGCGCCGGCAUACAGCACUCGAGGCUUUCUGCUUGACGCUGGUCGCAAGUGGUAUUCUUUGGAGUUCUUGAAGGAUCUGUGCACCUAUGCCUCAUUCUUCAAGAUGUCCGAGUUCCAUUACCACGCCACGGACAACUACCCUCUGAGUCGCGGUCCCAACGUCACAUGGAACGAAGUAUAUUCGCAGUUCGCGUUGCAUCCCGAAGAUCCAAAUCUUCAGCCCCUGGUCCAGAGACCGAACGAAACGCUGUCCCGCGCCGAAUUUGAUGAUUUCCAGCAGCACUGUGCCCAACGAGGCGUGACAGUCAUCCCGGAGAUUGAAAGCCCUGGCCACUGCCUCACUGUCACUAAAUGGAAACCCGAGCUGGCAUUGGACUCCAGGGACCUGCUUAAUCUCUCCCAUCCAGACACCAUUCCCUUGAUGAAGUCCAUCUGGACCGAGUUUCUCCCUUGGUUCCACACGAAGGAGGUCAAUAUCGGCGCUGACGAGUAUGACUCCACGCUUGGUGAUGACUAUGUGAAAUUCGUCAACGAAAUGUCUCAGUUCGUCCAAAAGACAGCUGGAAAAAGCGUCCGUAUCUGGGGAACAUAUGAGCCGUCAAAUCUCACGAUUGAUAAGGAUAUCACUAUCCAGCAUUGGCAGUUUGGUCAAUCGGAUCCGGUUGAUUUGGCUCGCAACGGGUACCAGAUUCUCAACUCUGAAGAUACGUGGGCCUACAUGUCUCUGAAAAACGACCAUGUCCCUAUCAUCCCGGCCCCAUACCCUCAGUUCUUCAACAACACUCGUUUGCUUAGCUUUGCUGGUCGGACCGGGUGGGAGUGGGCCCCGCAGUUGUUCAAUUCAGUGAACAUAACUGAACAACCGGAUGCGAAGGCUGUUCAAGGUGCCAUCAUGGCUGCAUGGAAUGACAAUGGCCCAGACGCGACUACCCAGCUUGAGGCUUAUUACGCGAUUCGUGACGGCAUUCCAGUCGUUGCAUCGCGAGCCUGGUCUGGUAAUCGUGGUCCACGCCUGGAACAAGGAAAGUUGGAUACGUCCAUGUCUUUGUUGACCUCUCGAGCUGUUGGGCAAAACCUCGAUCGCCGCCUGGAUGUGGAGUCACGAAAGAAAUCAGGAACUCUGUUGUCGUGGUCCUCAGACUCCCAAUCGAACCCUGGUGAACAUCACUUGGGUCACGGCAGCAAGGGCAUGGACUACACCCUUGAUCUUGAGGUUACUGGUCCAUUCGCUUUGAGCUCUUCAGACGCUAGACUUACUCUAUCCACGGAGGGUCAGCUAACGUUCACAUCUGACGGAUGGCCGUACCCCUUGCGCUCCGUCGCAGAGACUGAUGGAUUUGAUCAAACUCAGCCGGGGCGAAUUUGGGCCAACACGACCACCUCGACCCAUGAGAUCGUACAAGUUCCUCAGCAAUCCCGAAUUACUAUCUCCACCAGCAAGACUACUGGUAGUCGGGUGUGGGUGGAUGGUACUUUUGCCGGGCGCUUUGAAGUAUUCGUCUACGGAGGAAAAAACAAAGUCUUCUCCUGGAGUCAGAUGGCUUUUGUUGCACCACUCGAAACCUUGCAGGGCUCCGGAUUGCACAACCUUACUCUUCGUCAUGGAAGCAGACAUGUCUGA
Molecule: messenger RNA, 2106 nt
Organism: Penicillium antarcticum
Lineage: Eukaryota; Fungi; Ascomycota; Eurotiomycetes; Eurotiales; Aspergillaceae
Product: beta-N-acetylhexosaminidase
Exons: 1
Coding region: 1-2106 (701 amino acids)
Biological process (GO): carbohydrate metabolic process
Molecular function (GO): beta-N-acetylhexosaminidase activity
Source: RefSeq, a predicted model, not a curated record